AUGCCAUCAGGUGUUGCGCUUAACCGGGUGCUGGCCCUCGGUUUGACGCUGGUCGUCAUCUUGGGUAUCACCAUCAACCAGCUACAGCUCAGCGACGAUCCCUACCGUUGCAAGGCAUUGCUCAACGACGGCAACUGGCUUGAUACACCUGCAGAGAAUGGAAGCAGGGCGCCUUUCAACAACUGGCAGCCAUCGGGAUGCAUGAUUCACAAGUACAAGAAGGAGGAGAUUGAACAAUGUAUGGAGGGGCGACACAUGCUGUUUGUCGGUGACUCUACAACUCGACAGGUCUUUUACGGCAUGGCUCGUCUGCUCGACGCAGAAAAGGCCGAUGCAGUCCGAGCCAAGAGCAAGAAGCACGAGAGUCACGACGAAGAAUUCGCAGGUAUCCGACUCAAGAAUAUCUGGGAUCCCUUUGGCAACGAGAGCGACAUUGUCCGAGACGAACUUUCCCUCUUCCACCAAGAGAAGCUUGACCGUGUCCCCGUCGAAGAGCAAAAGGGACCUGCUGUCGCCUUUGUUGGUAUGGGAGUAUGGUUCGCCGCCCGCUUCGAGAAGGAAGAGUCUCUUUCCAAGUUCCAGACUGCCUUUGCCAACAUCUCCGAGCUCGUCUCCCACAAGGACUUUGCACCUUUCGGCAACCGACCCAUUGAUCCCCGCGAUGGACUUGGCAACGAGAUGUUCCUCGCUCCCGUUGCCCCGCCCUUCUACGACGAGCUCCCCGAAUACCGCAAGACUGGUGUCGCUUCGCAGCCUGGUGAGAUUGAAGCCAUUGAUGAGUUCCUCCAGAGUCAGGAGCAGGAGUCUGGUAUCCCCAUGCUGUGGUCCUACCCUGCUCUUUCCUAUGAACAGAAGGAUGCCAUCGGCGACCACGAGAAUGGCUUCCAUGUCACCGACAAGGUUGCUGAGAUGAAGGCCCAGAUCCUACUCAACCUUCGAUGCAACGCCAAGCUCGACAUGCAGAACUCUUACCCUUACGACCGCACUUGCUGCACUAACUACGGCCAGAAGUCAUUUGUUCAGAUCAUCCUCGUCACCCUGGGUAUGCUGUAUGUUGGUGGUGCCGCCAUCACCGAGAUCAUCGCCCUCCGAUCUAGCGAGGCUCCCAAGUGGGCUUUCUUCAACCUCGACGUCGCUACCUUUAUCACUGGUCUUCUCGCCUGCUACUGGGCAGACCGAACCCAGUCAUUCGCCAAGGGCUCCAAGGAGUACAGCAUGUUCGACUUCAACCUCAUGUCUGCUCUUUGCUUCAUUGUCGGCUUUGCUUUCAUGACCAAGUCCAAGCCUCCACCUCCACGACCUGGUGCCCAGGCUGCUGCUGCCGCUACCGCACCCGCCACCCUUGACGAUGCGAAGCCUUUGUCGCGUGACCAGACUGAUGAGUGGAAGGGCUGGAUGCAGGCCCUCAUCCUCGUCUAUCACUGGACUGGUGCCUCUAGAGACCUGAACAUCUACGUCGGUAUCCGUCUCUUGGUCGCUGCUUAUCUCUUCCAAACUGGUUUUGGCCAUGGUGUUUUCUUCAGCUCCAAGAAGGACUUCUCCUUUAAGCGUGUCGUCGCUGUACUUCUGCGUCUUAACCUGCUUAGCUGCGCCUUGCCUUUCUUCAUGAACACCGACUACAUGUUCUACUACUUCGCCCCUCUCGUCAGCUUCUGGUUCCUCAUCAUCUACGCCCUCUUCGCCAUUUGCCCCAAGUACAACGAUAACACCUGGGCUCUCAUGGGUAAGAUCGCCAUCUCAGCUGCUAUCUGCCCUGGUGCUAUGCUGUGGACGCCUGUUCUCCAAUGGGUUUUUGACGCUUUGAACAUCGUCUUCCGAAUUGAAUGGGAUCUCCACGAGUGGCAGUUCCGUCUUGGCCUUGAUGGUCUCAUCGUAUAUGUUGGUAUCAUCAUGGGUGUCGCUUCGGUUCGAACCAAGCUCUACAACAAGAUCCUUACCCAGUCCUACGGCUUGGCUGGUAUCGCUGGUAUCCUAUCCAUCCCUCUGUACUGGUGGGUCGCCGUCAGCAAGGCCGAGAAGAAGCAAGACUACACUGCUCUUCACCCCAUCUUCUCCUUCAUUCCCAUCAUGGGCUUCAUCGCUGCCCGUAACAUGUUCCCCGCGGCUCGCACCUGGUAUUCUCGAUCAUUCGCCUGGAUCGGUCGCUGCUCUCUGGAGACCUUCACCCUCCAAUUCCACAUCCUUCUCGCCGCCGACACCAAGGGUCUUCUGCUUCUCGACAUCUUCAAGGGUGACGGUAGCCUCCUCUGCGACCGCUGGAGGUCUCUGAUCAUCAUCGUCCCCGUCUUCUUGUGGAUUAGCUCCCGUGUCGCGGAUGCCACUGGUGGCAUGGUUAAGCUGUUGACUAUCGACUGGGCUUCUGAGGAGCAAGAUGAGUACGACGUCGAGGCCAAGGGUGAUGCUGAGCCUUUAAUGGGCGGUAACAUCCUUUCGCCCUUCACGCGCCACAUGCCUUCCAAGUCAUCGUGGGCCAACAAUCUCAAGCUCCGCAUGCUUGGUCUUCUUGUCCUCCUCUGGGCAUUGAACUUGUUCUACUAG
Messenger RNA from Fusarium poae, 2538 nucleotides. RefSeq lists its product as uncharacterized. The record is from RefSeq and is a predicted model, not a curated record. The coding region runs from base 1 to 2538 and encodes 845 amino acids. NCBI's taxonomy places the organism in Eukaryota, Fungi, Ascomycota, Sordariomycetes, Hypocreales, Nectriaceae. The transcript is spliced from 3 exons.